AUGGAUAUGACUAGAAAGUUAAUGAAUAUUUUACUUCCUCCUAUAGCACUCAUUGUGCUUCUUUUAAUCUUGCCACCAUAUCUUGUUCUCAAGUUUCUUGGUCUCAUAAAAGGAUUUACUGCAUACAGCGAAGACGUGGCCGGAAAAGUAGUGCUUAUAACUGGAGCAUCUUCCGGCAUUGGUGAGCAAAUUGCAUACCAAUAUGCAAGGAGAGGAGCUCGUUUAGCACUCGUUGCUAGAAGAGAAGAUCGUCUUCGAGGAGUUGCAAGUGAAGCCAGGAAGAUGGGUUCGCCAGAUGUUAUAAUGAUACGUGCAGAUGUUUCCAAGGUUGAAGAUUGCAAGAGAUUUGUUGAUGAGGAAAUAAGACAUUUUGGACAGUUGGAUCAUCUGGUGAAUAAUGCUGGGAUUCCUUGUGUUUGCUUGUUAGAAGAAGCUCCCAACAUAUCUGAUUUGAAUUCUGUAGUGGACACAAAUUUCUGGGGCUCGGUGUAUGGCACUUAUUUUGCAGUUCCAUACCUAAGAAAAAGUCAAGGGAAAAUUAUCGUCAUCUCUUCAGCUGCUGGACGUUUCCAUAGUCCAGGAGCAAGCAUAUACGGUGCAAGCAAAGCAGCCUUAAUAAGCCUGUAUGAAUCACUGAGGAUUGAAUUUGGUUCAGAUAUUGGAAUAACAAUUGUGACUCCUGGGCUUGUGAAGUCAGAAAUGACCUCAGGCGACAUCCCAAUUGAAUCAACUGAGGAUUGUGCUAAAGCAAUUGUGGACAGCGCUUGCCGUGGAGACAGGGACUUGGUAGAGCCAUCAUGGGUAGGGAUACUUUUCCUGUUCAAGCUGCUUUGUCCUGAAGUCCUGGAAUGGUGUCUCCACUGGCUAUUCUCCUCUGCACCAAGGAAUCUCAAGAAGGCUGCAUAGGAAAGGCCUCCUUCCUAUAUGCAUUAAGAAAAAAUAAAUGUGAAACAGCUGGGAACCUAAAAUCUUUAGAGCACCUCAC
Molecule: messenger RNA, 985 nt
Organism: Populus nigra (black poplar)
Lineage: Eukaryota; Viridiplantae; Streptophyta; Magnoliopsida; Malpighiales; Salicaceae
Product: 11-beta-hydroxysteroid dehydrogenase A-like
Exons: 6
Coding region: 1-906 (301 amino acids)
Molecular function (GO): oxidoreductase activity
Source: RefSeq, a predicted model, not a curated record